Messenger RNA from Macadamia integrifolia, 1692 nucleotides. RefSeq lists its product as uncharacterized. The record is from RefSeq and is a predicted model, not a curated record. Gene Ontology annotation, molecular function: metalloendopeptidase activity. Bases 152 to 1231 code for a protein of 359 amino acids. Gene Ontology annotation, biological process: CAAX-box protein processing. Lineage: Eukaryota; Viridiplantae; Streptophyta; Magnoliopsida; Proteales; Proteaceae. Gene Ontology annotation, cellular component: membrane. The transcript has 11 exons.
CCGAGUGCUCCCGAGUCCCGCCUCCCAAGUCUCACCUUAUCCUUCUGCCUCAUGGCAAGGUCAGGGGUCUCUAUGCUGUUCGCGCCAAAUUGAGUAACGCAGGAGUUUGCAGUUAUCUCAGUCGGAACUUCGAAUUGGAAGGAUUCUACUUAUGGCUUCAUCACUUCUAUCUCUACCUCUUGUACUCCAUUCUUCUCUUUGCAGUUACUCUGCCCUUUCGAAGCUAUCUGCAUCGAAAACCCCUAGGAAACCAAACCACCCAUUUCUCCUCAAAAGAGACUCAACUUCUAGUCUUCCUUUAUCGACAUCCCAGCCCAACGGAGUUCUAGGGUUUCCUAAUGCGAAGAUAAAUAGAGUCUCCAAUAGAGGACUUAAUUCCAUCUGCUUUUACGACGCAAAAGACGAAUCCAAGAACAGUUUCCAAGGAAAGGAAACUGGACUGGACUGGCCAAUCCUCAAGCGGUGGAACGUGCCUUGGGAAUGGCAAACGGUUAGCCUCAGCAUGUUUGCAUGUGCGAUAAGUUUUGUUUUGACAGGAUUCAUAGAAGCAGCAGUUUUACCAUAUCUGGGUUUUCAGAUUGGAGAGCUAAGUUUAGAUGAGAAGGCUGAGCUACUUUUUGUGGAUCAGGCCAUAGUGACUGCAAUUGUGCUCGGAGUAAUAUAUGGUUUUACAAACACCUUCCAGCCUCUUCCAGAUGACAUUUUCCGCUAUGAAUUGAAGGACCCUUUCAAUCUACAGAAGGGUUGGCUUCUAUGGGCAGGAUUUGGUCUUGUUGGUGCCCUUCUUGCUGUUGCAUUAACCGGGGCUGCCAUGGCCUUAUUUAGUGGCGAGAGCCCACAAAGAGAGACAGAUGCUCUUAUUCGCUUGCUGCCAUUGAUUGGGUCAUCAAGUAUCAGCACUGGUUGCCUAGUAGGAAUAACUGGUGUUUUGGCUCCACUGCUUGAGGAGACUGUGUUUCGUGGGUUUCUGAUGGUGUCACUUACUAAGUGGUUCCCAACACCAAUAUCUGCUCUUUUAAGUGCUGUGUUAUUUUCCAUUGCUCAUCUCACUCCUGGAGAGUUUCCUCAGCUGUUUGUGCUUGGCACUGCAUUGGGACUCUCAUACGCACAAACUCGCAAUCUUCUAACCCCUAUCACCAUACAUGCACUCUGGAACUCAGGGGUGAUCCUGAUUCUCACCUUUCUUCAGCUAAAUGGAUAUGAUAUCAGGGAACUGUUGCAAGCAUACUGAAGGAUUUGAGUCUUGCACUGAAAAUCCAAGGGCCGAAACAGGUCCUCCACAUUUUGGAUGCAGCAGCAAGAGAGAAUCAAAGUAAAGGGAGACCAAGGCAAAGGCAAAGAACCAGAGAAAUCCCCGUCAAUCAAUGAUCUCUAUAUAUCCUGCACCAUAUUUUUCAAGAUUUUCCAAAUUUACCAAUUAUGCUUUCCACUGGUAUCAGCCCUUCACCUUAACAACAUUAUAAUGCUAGAGCAAGAGAGGAUUCUGGCCUGACAUUUGGCUUUAGCUUCUGUCAUAUGCGUCCUGUAAUCCUGAAUGCAGACAAACUGUCUACGCAACAAUGGGUCAUGGAUGUAAUGUGAAGUAGUUUAUAAUCUUACAUCUGCUCUUUGUAAAGCUCAGAUAAACUCUAUUUUCAGUUCAUGUUUACAAUUAAGUGAAGAAGGCUGAUAAGUGAUAACCGUUUCUUAAUA